Molecule: messenger RNA, 13219 nt
Organism: Boleophthalmus pectinirostris (great blue-spotted mudskipper)
Lineage: Eukaryota; Metazoa; Chordata; Actinopteri; Gobiiformes; Gobiidae
Product: dynein axonemal heavy chain 6-like
Biological process (GO): microtubule-based movement
Cellular component (GO): dynein complex
Molecular function (GO): dynein light intermediate chain binding; dynein intermediate chain binding; ATP hydrolysis activity
Source: RefSeq, a predicted model, not a curated record
ACAGAGCAAAUCGUACAAAGAUUUCAAACAGUAGACUUCACAGAGGAGACUUUACAGAGUAGAUUUCACAGAUUAGGUCGCACUUUUUAUCUGCAUAACAGUAAGUACAGCAACACUUACAAAACAACUCAAUUAUAAAACAAAAAUGGCCAGAAAUAACAGAGGAAAUAUACCCUUGACCUUAAACCAUGACCUUAAACUAAAGAACUGUGGUCUUCGUGUGAUAAAGAGUAGAGGGGUGUGCAAAAAUAUUGAAAUAUCGAUAUAUCGUAUCGUUUAAUGUGAUGACACAGUAUCGAUAUUGUGGGCUGCUCUAUCGAUAUAUCACCAAGAGUAUUUUUGGUUUAUUUUACUAAAUGAUUUUGUUACAGCUACAGUUUCGUUGUUUGUUUAGUGGAAGGAAACUCGUUUGACAUUUUCUCUGUUUUGAGGAUUAAAAUGUUUGUGUUUCAUAUGAACUUUGCACAAGAAGUGGUUUAACAAAGAUUUUCCAUGAUUUAGCCUUUAUUUUUUACUGAACCGUAUCGAAUCGAAAGCGCACUGUAUCGAGGUUUGUCUCAUAUCAGUGACUUCUUAACAACACUCGGCCUCAGUCAACAGGGAAACGUGGCUCUUGCCCCGGCUGGGAGUAUGACAUCAUCACAUUCUAGAACCUGAAAACCUCCCAGUUCCAUCAGGUUCACGGCGCCGAUGACAUCAUACAUGUAAAGUUCCAUAAAGCCUUGUUACCAUGGCAACUCCGGAACUCAAAGCUAAACUUCAAAGCUUUGUGGGCUUUAACUCAAAGCUUUGUUUGGCCUCGGGGAGAUUAUAAGAGUAGGCAAAUCGCAAAUCACAAAUCGAAAAUCACAUAUCGCUUAACGGAAAAGGCACAUUUAGCUGAGCUUGACACAGAGCAAAUCGUACAAAGAUUUCAAACAGUAGACUUCACUGAGGAGACUUUACAGAGUAGAUUUCACAGAUUAGGUCGCACUUUUUAUCUGCGUAACAGUUAUAUUCAAAGGACAGAAACCAUGUCUUUUCCUGGCAAGAACCUGAAGCCUGGCAUGAAGCAGGGCAUAAGUCAUGGUCACAGAGUGCGUCCUUCACAACAAGCACAGGCUCGGGCUGAGGCCAUAGCCAAAGAGAGGGAAAGGAUGGAGCAAUUUGGGGAGAAGGCACGCCAAAUGCGACUGCUCUCCAAGAAAAAUGAAGGUUCUGCCCCCGUCCGCUCCAGCAUCCUCCCACCCCUGCCAGCAGCCGACAGAAAACGUACAUCACAGACCCCAGUGUCUCUCAAUCGCCCAGGCUCAGACAGCAAGUCCAAAGAACCUCCAGUGAAACAACAUCGAAUAGCAUCUUUACGACCUCCUGCACGACUACCUUCACCGCCGUCACAUUCAAAGUCCAAGUCAGGUACAAAUAGAAUAGCUUCUGUGCCCCCGAGAUGGCCAUUUCCAAUUGGAAAGAUGGAUCCUAGUUCUGAACCCAUCAUGCAUGUCUACAGUAAAGACGAGUAUUUGCUAAUCAGCCACAAGGGUGUGCUUUCUGUGUGUGGAAACAAAAGUGACUUAACAUCUCUUGAGCGCUGGGAAGAAGAAUACAACUCAUACUGCAAGCUGAUCCAAAUCCCCUUCUUUGCCAAUUUCAAAUUGUUAAAGCCGUUCUAUAUUUGGCGCCACAAAGUCACUAAGAAGAAGAUACAUUUAGCUCAAGAACAUCUGAGAAACAAUUUAUUCUUUACUGAUCCGUCUCUUGGUCCAGCUCUACUAGACAUCAAGAAACUAUGCAUAGAGAUUGAUACCACAGGCCUGUUUCGCCUGGAUAAAAAACGGACCUACACUCUGAAAGAGUUUCAGGAUUUUCAUUUUGAACAGCUACAAGAGGUGCACAAUGAUCUGGAUAAUUUUCAUGGGUUGGUAAAGGAGCUGGCCAUAAGUGCUUGUCGAAACGCUUUCCUACAGCUGAAGCCUUGUGGUAAAUAUGAGGAAGAAAAUUAUGAGAGAAGACGAGAUUCUCUCACAAAACGGUUACAAGGUUUUAUCCGUCUUAUUGACUUCAUAAUUACCAACACACUGCAUAUGUUGGUGCUACAUGGUGUGGAGAAAAUAUUGAUGGCAUUUCAGGAGCAAGUUGAAAAAACACCAGAUUCUUCUCAAAUGCAAAACUGGGACAUACAGGCCAAUGGUGCAACGGGGCCUGCAGCAAAUGAGGAUAAGAAUAACACAGCUGUUGAAGCUGUCCAAGGCCAACCUAUUUUCAUCACAGAACUCAAACUUUCUGAGGAUAUGUUGCAUUAUGCCCCAUCAGAGGAAAAAUUUCAGAGGGCUAUUGAGGAGCUGACUGAGCAGUUUAAAGAGACUGUAUUAUCUGUGCAUGCCCUUAUGUCCGAUCAAGACUUGGAUGAAUUCAUAAACCUGACAGAAGAAAAUAAGGAUGAAAAGGGACAACCAUGUCUUGAAGCCCUUCUAUACAGUGAUAGUCACCUUCAACAGGCUAUGUCAGAAAUCAAGACAGCAAUUCACUUUGCUUUUGAUACCGCAAGUGUAUAUGCUCACACAUUUGAGCAUUUUCGGACAUUCUACAAGGAAAACAAAAAUUUAGAUGUUCAAGCAUUACAACAAAAAGAACAUGGUUUUCUGUUUUUUGAAAAGGCAUUAGCUCUAUAUCACAAUCAGCACAAUGAAGCCUUAACUAUUCCACAGAAGAGGAGCCUUGGCUUACUUCUUGUUGAACAAACAGAACUCAAACAGAAACUUGUGCAGUCCCCUCUUAAUUGUUUAGAGGUCAUCAAUGGGCUCCUGACGCGACUUGCUAAGCACAAGGUCGACGCUGUUCUUAAAGAGACUAAUGACGCCGAAAUUAACCUGCGAGUUAGUCCAUCAACCACGGCUGAAUUAGCCAAUUACCUUAUUUUCUUGGAACAAAUACAAGAGAGAAUCCAUAGAUUAACAGAAGAGGAAGAAGCAAUCAGUCAGCUGUUUAAUCUAAUUGGCAAUUACUCAGUUCCAACACCACCUGAAGAUGCCUCAUUGUUUGCCUCAUUAAAACCUGCUAUUAGCUUAUUGGAAGUUAACAUUCUUGAUGCAUCUUUGGCCGUAAAGGACAUAACAAAAAAAUUCAAUUCUUCACUAAAGAAAGAUAUGAACGAUCUGAAACAAAAAAUUAUGGAACUUGAUCAUAAAUCACAGGACAAACAAAUACUGGAUAUCAAUGCAGACCCUGCGAAAGUACGACUGCUUUUGGGUGAAAUCCAGAUUUCUGUCGAUGAGCUUUGUGCCCAGGCAGCCACUUAUAUGUCCUAUCAGAAAAGAUUUAAUGUGGAGGUGAAGUUUGAGUCUUUGAAAAUGUUGACCACAAAAGUUCAACUGAAGCAGCUGCUGUGGGAUUCUUUGGAGGAAUGGGACACUUUACAGGAAAAAUGGCGAAAGAGUUUGCUUUCGAAGCUGGACCUGGAGAUGUUAGCAGCACAAGUUACUAAAUACUCUAAAUAUGCAAACCAAAUGGAGAAGGGGCUGCCAUGUAACAAUUUAGUGCCAAGUUUUAAGAAGAAAGUGGAACUGAUGAAGUGUAGGCUUCCUGUGAUAACUGAUCUCCGUAACCCAUGUAUAAAACCUGAACAUUGGGAAACUCUGGGGUAUAUGGUGGGACAAAAUCUGGAGGUGGAGAAGCUUACUAUUGCAGAAUUAGAGGAGCUUGAUCUAUUCAGCUAUGGGCCAGAGAUCCAAGAGAUUUCAGGACAAGCUUCAGGAGAGGCCUCUGUUGAGACACUAAUUAAAAAGGUGGAGGAUAUUUGGAAAACUACAGAAUUCACUGUUCUGUCUCAUGGCGACUCCAAAGAAGUUUUUAUCUUGGGUGGAACUGAUGAAAUACAGAUGGCCCUGGAUGACAGCAUUAUCAAUGUUGGGACAGUUGCAUCAUCUCGUUAUGUGACUCGUAUCAAGUCCAGGGUGGAUGAGUUGCUGAGACAGUUGCAUCUUUUCAAUCAAACAUUGGAUGAGUGGCUCACAUGCCAAAGAAAUUGGCUGUAUCUGGAGAGUAUAUUUUUUGACCCAGACAUAAAGAGGCAGCUUCCUGCAGAAUCGAAGAUGUUUCUCAAAGUGGACAAGUCUUGGAAGAUGAUUAUGUCAAGGGUAAAAAAUAUGCGUAAUGCUCUGAGAGCAGCGACUCAGCCUCAUCUACUAGAGACGUUUAAGAGCAACAAUGCCCUUUUGGAUGAGAUACAUAAAUGUCUUGAGGCUUAUCUUGACUCUAAGAGAGUAAUUUUCCCAAGGUUUUAUUUCUUAUCUAAUGAUGAGCUGCUUAAGAUUCUGGCCCAGACAAGAAAUCCUCAAGCAGUGCAGCCCCAUCUUAGGAAAUGUUUUGAUUCCAUUACACGGCUAGAGUUUGCCCUGUUGCCUGAAAAGUCUCGAGAUGCCACAGAGGGUGACGUUGAUCCUCAGCAAGACACAAUUUAUAGCAAAGACAUCCUGAAAAUGGUCUCUCCAGAGGGUGAAAAGGUGUCAUUAACUAAGGGUCUUAAGGCUCAGGGGAAUGUAGAAGAUUGGCUGUGUAAGGUGGAGGAGGCCAUGUUUGUAUCACUGCAGCAUCUCAGCAAAGCCGCCAUAGCAGAUUACCAGGUCAAGUCCAGAGAGGAAUGGGUCGUGGCUGGACAUCCGUCACAGGUGGUGCUGACGAUCUCCCAGAUGAUGUGGUGCAGAGAUAUGGAUGCCUGCCUUGAAGGGGACCAUGACCACUGUGUUGCAUUACAGCAGUUUGAACAAACCAACGUUAAUAGACUGAAUUCUUUGGCAGCUUUAGUAAGGGGACAACUACCACCCUUACAUCGGAAUAUAAUCACCGCGCUCAUCACCAUUGAUGUUCACGCCAGAGACAUUGUCACAGAUCUUGUCCGACAGAAGGUGGACUCCAGGUCAAACUUUGAAUGGCAGAGACAGUUACGUUACUACUGGGACAUGGAUUUGGACAACUGUGUUGCCACUAUGGCUCUGUCCACCUAUAUAUAUGGCUAUGAAUACCUUGGAGCCUGUCCAAGGCUUGUUAUUACUCCACUUACAGAUCGUUGCUAUUUAUGUCUGAUGGGAGCUCUGCAGUUAGACCUCGGAGGUGCUCCUGCAGGGCCAGCUGGGACAGGAAAAACAGAAACCACCAAGGAUCUGGCCAAGGCUUUAGCCAUACAGUGUGUGGUCUUCAACUGUUCUGAUGGGUUGGACUACAAGAUGAUGGGCCGCUUCUUCAGUGGUCUUGCUCAGUCUGGAGCUUGGUGUUGCUUUGAUGAGUUUAAUCGAAUUGACAUUGAAGUGUUGUCUGUGAUUGCUCAACAGCUCAUCACUAUUCGAAAUGCUAAAGCCGCAAAGCUGUCAAGGUUUCGAUUUGAGGGAAGGGAGAUCAAACUAGUGAUGACCUGUGCUGCCUUUAUUACUAUGAAUCCUGGCUAUGCUGGUAGAACAGAGUUGCCAGACAAUCUAAAGGCUUUAUUCAGACCCAUAGCCAUGAUGGUCCCUAAUUAUGCUCUUAUUGCUGAGGUGAUUUUAUACUCUGAAGGAUUUGAAUCAAGUAAGACGCUGGCUAGGAAGAUGACCCAGAUGUACAAGCUAUGCUCAGAGCAGCUGUCACAACAAGACCACUAUGAUUUUGGCAUGAGAGCGGUCAAAUCUGUGCUGGUGAUGGCUGGAUCCCUGAAGAGGAGCAACCCCCACCUCAGUGAAGAUGUGGUACUUAUCCGAGCUUUGCGGGACUCUAACCUUCCAAAGCCAAAGUUUCUCACAGAUGAUGCUGUCUUGUUUGGUGGGAUCUUAUCUGACUUAUUUCCUGGGGUGUCAAUCCCUGAGCAUGACUAUGGUGUUCUACAUUCCACUAUUGUAGAGUGUCUAGUUAAGGGCAAUUUACAACCUCUGCCUGCAAUGACCAAAAAGGUAAUCCAGUUGUAUGAGACUAUGCUAGUGCGCCAUGGAGUUAUGUUAGUUGGGCCAACUGGAGGGGGUAAAACUACUGUCUACACUAUUCUGGCCAACACACUGGAGACCCUUUAUAAUUCAGAGUAUAAGGAAACCAACCCCUUCUACCAGCCAGUCAAGACCUAUGUUCUGAACCCCAAAUCAGUGACAAUGGGAGAACUCUAUGGCGAGAUGAACAAUUUGACUCUUGAGUGGAUUGAUGGACUGAUGGCGUUGAGUGUUCGUGAUGCAGUUAGUGACACGACUGACGAUCACAAAUGGGUCAUAUGUGAUGGCCCCGUGGACGCCCUGUGGAUUGAGAACAUGAACACUGUGCUUGAUGACAACAAGAUGCUCUGUCUGGCCAAUAGUGAACGAAUCAAGCUCACUCCAUCAAUUCACAUGGUGUUUGAGGUUCAAGAUCUGGCUGUGGCUUCUCCAGCAACUGUCAGUCGAUGUGGAAUGGUAUAUAUUGAUCCAGAUGAGCUCAAAUGGAUGCCUUAUGUUCAGACAUGGAUCAAUGGUCUCGGAGACAAGUUUCCAGAGGCAGUCAGCAAAUAUCUCCUGGGGUUAUUUGAAAACUACGUGGAGAAGGGUCUUCAGUUUGUCUCAAAGAACUGUAUACAGGCUAUUCGCCAAGUGGACAUAAGUAAAGUCACCACUCUCUGUGCUUUACUUGAAGUAUUGCUGCUUGGCCAGGAAGGACCUGGAUUUACAAUGGAUGCACGUGAUCUCAACAGGGUUAUUUGCCAGACAUUUGUCUUCUGCUAUAUUUGGUCUGUUGGAGGCAAUCUGACAAGCACAUACUGGGAGUCCUUUGAGGCUUUUGUUAAAGAACAAUUUUCAGGCAACAGGGAUGCCGAGAUUCCAGAGCAAAUGGUUCUACGGAAUGUACACAUGAAUUUUAAGAACAUUCGUCUCCAACCGUGGGACAAAAUCAUUCCUGCUUUUAAGUACAAUAGUGAGCAGCCAUUUUUUGAGAUGCUGGUCCCAACCCCAGACACUGUGCGAUAUGGGUAUUUGAUGGAGAAACUGCUGUCUGUGCAACGCUCUGUACUUUUCACUGGUGAUACUGGAGUGGGGAAGUCAGUUGUUGCCCGUGAUCUACUAAACAGGAUACAAGAAAAGGAAGGAUAUCUUCCCAUCUUCAUCAACUUCUCUGCUCAAACUUCCUCUGCACGCACCCAAGAAAUUAUUGAGUCUAAACUGGAAAAGAAGAGAAAAAAUAUUCUUGGUGCUCCUGGAAAUAAAAAAUUGGUAGUCUUUGUGGAUGACUUGAACAUGCCUAAGCUGGACAGCUAUGGUUCUCAGCCACCCAUCGAACUCCUCCGUCAGUUCCAAGACUUCUCUGGGUUCUACGACAGAGGAAAGUUCUUUUGGAAAGAGAUCCAGGACAUGACUAUUGCAGCUGCAUGUGCUCCUCCGGGAGGUGGCCGCAACCCAAUAACUCCUCGAUUUAUCCGCCACUUCAGUAUGCUGUGUUUGCCUACACCAUCAGAGCUGUGCCUCAAACAGAUCUUCACGGCUAUCCUAAAUGGUUUCCUCACCGAGUUUGCAGGGGAAGCAAAGGCCUGCUCCUCUCACAUUGUGGACGCAGCUGUGGAGAUUUACAAUCGUUUGAGUUUGGAUUUGCUCCCCACUCCAGCAAAGUCUCACUAUGUCUUCAAUCUCAGGGACCUUUCCAAGUGUGUUCAAGGCAUAUUACAGUGUGAUUCUACUUAUGUGAAAACAAAGAAUCAGAUCUUUCGCCUUUUCUGUCAUGAAUGCCAGCGAGUAUUUCAUGACCGUCUUAUAAACAACCAGGAUAAGGCUUACUUCAAUACCAUCAUCUGUGAUAUGGCCAGUAGAUAUUUUAGCAUUACUAUGGAGCCUGAAAGCUUUGUGACACAUCCAAUUAUAUUCGGGGACUUUAUGACGGUGGGUGCAGAGAAAGAAGACCGCAUAUAUGAAGAUCUAACAGACAUAGAGAAGAUACAGGCUGUCCUGCAAGACUACCUUGAUGACUACAACCUGACCUUCUCCAAGGAGACGAAGUUGGUUUUCUUCCAGGAUGCUACUGAACAUGUCUCUAGAAUUGCCCGUGUGAUUCGCCAAGAGAGAGGAAAUGCACUCCUUGUGGGGGUGGGAGGAACAGGAAAGCAGUCUCUAACCAGACUAGCAGCUCAUAUGUGUGGCUAUCGGUGCUUUGAAAUCGAACUAACCCGAGGCUACAACUAUGACAGCUUUCAUGAAGACCUGAGGAGGCUCUAUAAGAUGGCUGGUGUGGAAGGCAAAGAUAUGGUGUUUCUCUUUACUGAUACUCAGAUUGUGGUGGAAGAGUUUUUGGAAGAUAUCAACAACAUGCUGAAUUCUGGUGAAGUGCCAAAUCUUUUUGAGAAGGAUGAGUUGGAACAAGUCCUGGCAGCCACUCGGCCAAAAGCGAAAAAGGCUGGAAUAAGUGAAGAGAACCGGGACGAGGUUUUCCAGUACUUCAUUUCUCGUGUUCGAGAGAAACUGCACAUAGUGUUGUGCAUGAGCCCUGUAGGUGAUGCCUUUAGGUCCCGAUGCCGGAUGUUCCCUUCACUUGUCAACUGUUGCACUAUUGAUUGGUUUAUACAGUGGCCACGGGAGGCUCUGCUUUCUGUCUCUCAGGCCUUUUUCCAGAACAUAGACUUUGGCAGUGCUCUUCUGAAACAGAGCUUUUCCACCAUGUGUGUGGAGAUACAUGUGAGUGUGUCCGACAUGGCUGAGCGCUACUACUCCGAGCUGAGACGCAGGUAUUACACCACACCUACCUCAUACCUGGAGCUCAUUAACCUCUACCUGUCCAUGUUGGGGGAAAAGAAACAACAAUUAGUCCUUGCAAAGGACCGUGUGAAGAAUGGACUGACAAAGUUGCUUGAGACCAAUAAGCUAGUGGACAAAAUGAAAGUGGACUUGUCGGCUUUGGAGCCAGUUCUUCAACAAAAGUCUAUUGAUGUUGAUGCUCUGAUGAAGAAGCUCGUUGUUGAUCAGGAGAAAGCUGAUGAGGUCCGUAGUGUGGUUAAAGAAGAUGAGGCUUCAGCUAAGUACCAGGCAAGCGAAACGCAAGCCAUUGCUGAUGAUGCCCAAAGGGACUUAGAUGAGGCUCUGCCUGCUCUGGAGGGAGCCAAUCAGGCCCUGAACUCCCUGGACAAGGCUGACAUCUCAGAGAUCAAAGUGUUUACUAAGCCCCCUGACCUGGUCAUGACCGUCAUGGAAGCUGUCUGCAUCCUGCUCAACUGCAAACCAGAUUGGCCAAGCGCUAAGCAGUUACUUGGAGAUUCAAAUUUUCUCAAGCGUCUAACUGACUAUGACAAAGACAAUAUUAAGCCACAGAUCCUGCAAAAGCUAGUGAAAUAUGUUAAUAAUCCAGAUUUCAUCCCCGAAAAGGUCGAGAAAGUUUCCAGAGCCUGCAAAUCAAUGUGCAUGUGGGUCAGAGCGAUGGAUCUGUACAGCAAGGUUCUGAAAGAAGUUCGCCCUAAAAGAGAAAAACUGGCCAAAGCACAAGAAGAACUGGAUGUGACUAUGGCAACCCUAAGGGACAAGCAGCAGAAGCUAAUGGAAGUUGAGAACAAGAUCCGUGUCUUACAUGAGCAGUUUAAGAGCAGUGAGAGAGAGAAGGAGGAUCUCGUGAACACCAUGGCUCUGACACAGGCUCGGUUAAGUAGAGCAGGGAAACUCACAUCUGCUCUUGGAGACGAGCAGGUUCGCUGGGACCAGAGUGUUGCCCAGUUUGAACAGGAGAUCAUCAACAUUGUGGGCAAUGUCUUUAUUGCUGCUGCCUGUGUGGCAUAUUAUGGAGCAUUUACCUCACACUAUAGACAGCUGCUAAUCGAGCAGUGGAUAAAACAGUGCCAAGGACUGAAUAUUCCCAUCAGCUCCAGCUUCAGCCUGAUUAAGAUUCUGGGUGACUCUUAUGUUAUUCGUCAGUGGAACACAGAAGGUCUGCCUCGAGACACAGUUUCCACAGAAAACGCCAUCUUGGUGACGCAGGGCCGCCGUUGGCCUCUCAUGAUAGAUCCACAGGACCAGGCCAACAGGUGGAUUCGUUCCAAAGAAGGCAAAAAUGGUUUAAAAGUAAUCAAAUUAACAGACCCAAAUUUUCUACGUACACUUGAAAAUGCAAUCCGUCUCGGCUCGCCUGUGCUGUUGGAGGAGCUUAAAGAGACCUUGGACCCUGCUUUGGAGCCUAUUCUGCUGAAACAGACUUUUGUAUCAGGUGGACGUACUCUGAUCCAUCUUGGGGACUCAGAUAUUGACUAUGACAAAAACUUCAAAUUUUAUAUGACAACAAAAAUGGCUAAUCCACAUUAUCUCCCAGAGGUGUGUAUCAAAGUUACUAUUAUUAAUUUCACUGUGACCAAGUCUGGCCUAGAAGAUCAACUACUAAGUGAUGUUGUUCGCCUGGAGAGUCCCCAUCUGGAAGAGCAGAGGAAUGAGCUGAUUGUUCGAAUUAACAAAGACCGCAACCAGCUAAAAGACAUUGAGGACCGCAUACUGAAGCUGCUGUUUACAUCUGAAGGAAAUAUACUUGAUAAUGAGGAGCUUGUUCAAACGCUGCAGGAGUCUAAGGUGACAUCUGAGGCUAUAAAAGUUCGCCUAGAGGAAGCAGAGGCCACAGAGGUCAUGAUCAAUACAGCAAGAGAGCGAUACCGCCCCGUAGCCACCCGCGGCUCUGUAUUAUAUUUUGUUGUCGCCAGUCUCUCUGAAAUCGAUCCAAUGUACCAGUUCUCACUCAAGUACUACUUCAAACAGCUGUUUGUCACCACAAUCGAGACAUCCCAGAAGAGCAGCAUCCUGGAGGAGCGUCUUGAGAUCCUACUUGACCAGAUCCUGCUGAAUUCCUACAUAAACGUGUCUCGCGGUCUGUUUGAGCAGCACAAGCUCAUCUACAGCUUCAUGUUGUGUGUGGACAUCAUGAGGCAGAGACAAGAGAUCUCAGAGGUCGAGUGGCAGUUCUUCCUCCGAGGAGCUGCCUCACCGGACAAGGAAAACCCAGAUCGUCCUGAUGUACCAUGGAUAAGUGAUUUUUACUGGAAGACUUGUUUUCAACUUGAUCACAUCCUGCGCUGUUUCAAAGGCAUAUCCAAUGAAAUCACCAAGACUCACAUCAAUAUUAAACUAGGACGUUUUCAAGCAUCACUUAAUCCAGAGACCUGGGAGGGCUAUGUCAAAGAUCUACUGCCUCUUGAGGAAUCCAACAGGACCAAGGAAGGCGGAGUCAAGGGUCACUGGAACGAGAGACUGGGGUCUUUCCAGAAAUUAAUCUUAAUCAAGUGCUUAAUGGAAGAGAAGGUUGUAUUCGCUGCUACUGAGUUUGUGAUUGUCAAUUUGGGGAAACAGUUUGUGGAGAACCCCCCAGUUGACCUUGCCAACCUGUACAACGACAUGUCUCCCUGCACCCCACUCGUGUUCAUCCUCAGCACCGGCUCUGAUCCCAUGGGUGCCUUCCAGCGCUUUGCCAAAGAACGAGGCUAUCUUGAAAAGGUUGAGUCUAUUUCAUUGGGGCAGGGACAAGGGCCGAUAGCCGAAAAGAUGAUACGUGAAGCAAUGGAAAGUGGGAACUGGGUAUUCCUUCAGAACUGUCAUUUAGCUGUGUCCUGGAUGCUGGCAAUGGAGGAACUUAUCAAAACAUUCUCAGAACCAGAUACAAAGAUCCAUGAAAACUUCCGGUUAUUCUUGAGCUCUAUGCCCACAAAAGUAUUUCCUGUCACAGUAUUGCAAAACUCUGUUAAGGUGACGAAUGAGCCUCCCAAAGGACUGCGAGCAAAUAUGAGAAGAGCCUUCACAGAAAUCACCACAAACUUCUUUGAGGACCAUGUUCUAGGAAACCACUGGAGAAAAAUCGUCUUUGGUAUAUGCUUUUUCCAUGCAAUAAUCCAGGAGCGGAAGAAGUUUGGCCCUCUAGGCUGGAACAUCCGUUAUGAGUUCAAUGAUAGUGACAGGGAGUGUGCUCUGCUUAACCUCAACCUGUACUGCAAAGACGGCUCCAUCCCGUGGGACGCACUUGUUUACAUCACUGGUGAGAUCACAUAUGGAGGCAGAGUGACAGAUGUUUGGGAUCAGCGAUGCCUAAGAACCAUUUUGAAAGGCUUCUUCUCACCUCCAUCUCUGAGUCCAGGCUACACUUACUCUUCCUCAGGGAUCUACUAUGCCCCAGAGUCUAGUCAUCUCAAGGACUUCAGGGAUUAUAUAGAAAGUCUCCCCAUUAUUGAUGAUCCAGAGGUGUUUGGUAUGCACGAGAACGCCAACUUGGCUUUUCAGCGACAAGAAACUUUAUCUUUAAUUAGCACCAUACUGGAUGUGAACCCUCGAUCUGCAGCCACUCAUGGGGCCAAGAGUAAUGAUGAUGUAGUCUGCGAGUUGGCUAUGUCCAUCUUGGAAAAACUCCCUAAGCAUCUGGACAUGAGUGAAGCUACAGAGUCCCUGUUUAUCCGAGAUGAACAUGGACGCUUGAACUCGCUCACAACCGUGCUGGGCCAGGAGGCAGAUCGAUUCAACAAUUUACUCAAAGUGCUCAAGACUUCUCUUGUAACGCUACAAAAGGCCAUUGGGGGUCUGGUAGUGAUGUCAGAGGAGAUGGACCGUAUCUACACGAGCUUCCUCAACAACCAGGUCCCGAGUCACUGGGCCAACUCUGCAUACCCCUCCCUCAAAACACUCGCCUCAUGGGUCAAAGAUCUGGUGCUCAGAACAUUUUUUAUUCAGACUUGGAUCACACGUGGACAGCCCAAAUCGUUCUGGAUCUCUGGGUUCUUCUUCCCUCAAGGCUUUCUCACUGGAGUGCUGCAGAAUCAUGCAAGACAUUACAAUUUGCCUAUCGAUGAGUUGAGCUUUCGCUUUAACAUGGUGCCGGCCUACAGGGAUCAGGCUGUUGUGAGUGAAGUGAUACGAGGUCUCCCAGAAAAUGCUAAACUUGACAUGGAUGAUGAGCUGCCUGAUCCAAAGGACGGAGUUCUGAUCCAUGGGGUGUUUAUGGACGCGAGCCGCUGGGACGAUGACAACAUGGUGAUUGCAGACGCUUUACCCCGAGUGAUGAACUCCAUGUUACCAGUGGUGCACUUUGAGCCUCAGCAGAACUACACCCCUGAUCCCAAACUGUACGAGGCUCCUCUGUACAAGACCUCUGCUCGGGCUGGGACUCUCUCCACUACUGGCCACUCUACAAACUUUGUCGUGACAGUCAUGCUUCCGUCCAGCCAACCAAGUGAUUAUUGGAUCUCCAAAGCUUCUGCUCUACUGUGUCAGUUGGAUGACUAGCUUUUGUCUUUGCUUCAUGUUUAAAUAAACAUAUUUGGAACAUA